This is a messenger RNA of Geodia barretti, 2732 nucleotides long. The record is from the annotation of a GenBank genome assembly. NCBI's taxonomy places the organism in Eukaryota, Metazoa, Porifera, Demospongiae, Tetractinellida, Geodiidae.
GUGCUACCAACACGUGAAUACAGCCCUGAAGAGGUACUGAACAUCAUUGUAAAAGGAAACAUCAAGACUCGGUUCAAAGUUACACUGGUGGCAGUUGGAGGGCUGCCCGGCUCAGGGAAGUCGACUGUCGUCGAUAAACUAGUGCCUAAAAUCAACAGUCAGCGCGUUGUUCCGGCACUUGGAAUGUAUGAAGUGGGUUACUGCUCGACGUCGCGAAGAGACAAGUUAACUCCAGAGUGGGGCGAAUUCACUCGAGAUGACAUCCAUAUGUUCAUGCUUACUCGUGCUCUAACGGAUAAUGGCCAGGCACUGCCGAUUUUGAAGCAAUGGUCUGGAAAUACCCUCCCACCAAAGUUGAUUACAGAUAAGCAGCUAUAUAACCACUUUCAAAAAGUGUACUGCGAUAUGCACAACGGGCUGUUAAAGUUUGCCGAAAGCGAAUCUGAUUUCCGAUUCCACGUGAUGACAGAGCCCAACUACGUUCUCUUGAACUUGUUUGACAUUGGGGUUAGUAAGGCUCUCAACGAGUCUCUCCCUCUCAUUUCCCGUCUAAUGCAACCCUUUGUGUUGCUGAAUAUGUUGAACCUUCAUAGAGAUGGGCAUGAAAGCCUCAGACAUCUGCCCAAAUUGACAGAUGUCCACAAAGCUCAACACGUAAUGAACGGAAGAUCUCGUGGACACUACUGUACCCACAUUGGUGGUUUUUGUAAACAACCAGGCAGGAGCAUUUUGAUUGGAACACACAGGGACAAACUAAAUGAAGAGGAUGCCCAUAGGAUGAAAAUGCUAACGGAGGCAGGCAUCAGAGCUAAGAUGGGGGAUAUGUGUGCCGGUGAGUCAAUGGAGUCAGAGUAUGUUGGUUGUUAAUCUCCACGAUCAAAACGAUGUCGAAAAACUCAAGAGACACAUAGAGGAAGUCAUAGAUUCUACCCCAGCCUUUCACCAUGAUUUACACCUGACGUGGAUAUUCCUGCGCAGUGCCCUCACGCACUACACGUACCCAGAUUCAGAUUUCAGAAUGCGAUGGGAAGAUUUCUAUAAACUGGCAUGCGAGUGUGGACUGAAAACAAAGGAAGACAUUGAAAAAGCCCUCAAGUUUUUCACGCAAUGUGGAAGCCUCAUGUACGACACCAAGUUCUUUGGCGAUAACGUGAUUUACAACCCCCAAGUUUUCUUUCAAAAAUUAAACGCCCUCUAUGACCCAGAAAAAAGGAACGGAGAAGACGACCAUUACCCAAGAACAGUGAGUGUCGGAAUACUAUGUGCAAAAGUUGCGGAGGAGAUAUGGAAGGAUGACAAAGAUUUCUUCUGGGAGUUAAUGCAAAAAGCUGCUGUUGCAGUUAAUCUACCCGAAUCUAAGUAUGGGAUCACGUGCCCCUAUGAUGGUUGUGAGGAAACUGAGCUACUCUUUGUAUCAACACUUCGUACGGGGCGAUUUGAAAGAAAGGAAGGGAUGAAGAAAGACUCUCUUUACAUAACAUUCAAUGGCCAGUAUAUGCCCGGAGACUUUCAAGUCCAAUUCGUCAAAAACAUCAAGCCAGUGAUGCCUGGAAUAAAGCUGAAACAUACCAAAGAGUAUUAUAAUCUAACCGAGUUUGAACUUCCAAACGGUGGGUCUUUUCGGAUCAUUGUCCACGGAGAUGUGGUUGAGUUGGUAGUGGAGGGAUACGAGAAUAGCAAGCUAGAAACAAAAACCAAGUCUAUUAUCAAAGCCACAUGUGUUGAAAUGCUGGAUUCCAUGCUAAAGUAUUUCCCUGGAUUCAAUUACCAGCUCGGACUACUCUGUACAGAUUGUCUUGUACUUAACAUUAAGGAGACUGACCCAGCACCAAACAAUAACAUUACCUCCUACCUUCAUUUCCUACCGACAGACUCUGAGAAUGAACUGUACUGCAGGGACUGCGGAGAACGAACGUUUGACGACGAGACUUACACACAGGGUUGCGGGAAGAUGAUUCAAUUGUCUGAUGGACAAAAGCGAUGGAUGACACUCAGUGAUAGGGAGUUUCAAGGUGCAACCGCUGGUGAAAAGUGCUACGAAGCAAGAAUUGUGGCACAGAAAGAGCUAUUCCAAAUUGUUAAACUGAUUCCAGUGGAGGUCUAUGGGGCAAUAUCCACCACACUGGGUCCAGGGAGAACCAGCUACACCUCAGUCUGUGAGGAGACAAUAGUGACACUCCUCACCGACUGGCAGAAACAGCAUCCCAGCAACAGACGAGAAACACUGGCUAGGAUCCUCCUCAAAAUGGGCUGCUACAAAGCUGCCAUCAAACUGGAUGCGAAAAUGUUCAACGCUUCCAUAAAAGAAGUGCCACAAGAUCCCAACAAAGAAGCCCUGUCAGCUGUGGAGAUGGAGAUACUCUGUAACUGUGCCAUUCCGUGGAGACUGCUAGCCACAGAGCUAGGUCUGGCUGGGGAUAAAGUACAAGAGAUUGCUCAGUUUGCCUGCACCAGUGACAGGGAACGCUGCAGGAGAGUACUGCAGGUCUUCUCAACAGAGAAGGAAUCAAGAAAGAGAAUAUCUGAAGCAUUACACAAGAUGGGGUGGACUUCUGCAGCUAAGAGUUUAGAAUGUGGAUAUAUUAACACAUAAUUAUUGUCUUACCUUGUGGUUCUAGCUGUGUAUAUUUUAUACAUCAAAGAGACUGCCUGAGGCCCUGAAAAUUCCCACAUGCAUGCUUGUUCCUGUUAAAAAUGGGAUGGCCUAGAUAAGGUGGCCUAAAUUUUUCGUA